AUGGAAAUACUAAUAAUAUUAUUCAUCAUAUCUUUUGUUUCGGCAAUAAUUCCAUUGUUCCUUUUCAUAUCAUCAUUCUAUAAUGGGAUCCAAAGUUCUAAAACUUACUAUUCCAAGCUUCCACUUCCACCGGGUCCUCACCCCUACCCCAUCAUUGGGAACAUUUUGAAGCUUUUUGGCACCAAUAACCCUCUUGAGGCAAUCACUCAUCUUUCUAAAACUUAUGGACCUAUAAUGACUCUCAAGUUGGCUAGUAUAACCACCAUUGUCAUUUCUUCUCCACAAAUAGCCAAAGAAGCACUCCAUAAAAAUGAUGCACUUUUUUCCGGUAGGAAGCUCCCAGUUAUUACAACAUGGUCACAAUCACUUGAGGACUUCUCCAAAACUUCAUUGGUAUGGAUGCCAGCUUCAGCAGCUAAGUGGAGAACCCUUAGAAGAGCUUGUGCCACAAAAAUAUUCUCCCCUCAGCAACUAGACUCUACACAAUGCAUCCGCAAGAGAAAGGUUCAAGACUUGCUAAAUUAUGUUCAUGAAUGUUGCAUCAAAGGUGAAGCUUUUGAUAUUGGUGAGGCUAUCUUUACAACUAUCAUAAAUUCCAUGUCAAACACUCUUCUUUCGAUGGAUUUGGCUCAUUAUAAUUAUUUUGAUAAUAAUAAGUUUCAUGAGUUUAAGGAGAUAAUGAUUGGUCUUACCAAAGAAACUGGAAGAACUAGUGUUUCAGAUUUUCUCCCUUUCCUCCGGUUACUUGAUCCACAAGGCACACGUUCAAGUACCAAAAUUAAUUUCGAAAAGAUGCUAGAGUUCCUUAACAGUGUUAUUGAAGAAAGAACGCAUUCAUCAAGUGAUGAGUCAAGAAUGAACUUUAAUGAAUGCAAUGAUGUGUUGGAUUCCUUUCUAGAUCUUAUCAAGCAAGGGAGUUCUGAAUUAAACCUCAAUGAUGUUAUAUAUUUAUUCGUGGAUUUAUUUAUUGCGGGAAUAGACACAACAUCAAGCACACUAGAAUGGGCAAUGGCUGAGUUGUUACAUAAUCCAGAAAAAAUGUUUAAAGUUAAGGAGGAACUUCAUCAAGCACUUGGCAAAAAUGGAAAAAUUGAAGAGUCUAACAUCUCAAAGCUCCCAUACCUUAAUGCAAUUGUGAAAGAAACUUUGAGGCUUCAUCCACCGGCACCAUUUCUAGUACCCCACAAGGCAAUUGAUUACGUAGAGUUAGGUGGCUUCACAGUUCCCAAACAUGCACAAAUCCUAGUUAAUGUGUGGUCAAUGGGAAGAGAUUCAAGCAUUUGGGCUAACCCUAAUUUAUUUGAACCUGAGAGAUUCUUGGAUAGUGAUAUUGAUUUUAAGGGCAAAAGUUUUGAGUAUAUCCCAUUUGGUGCUGGUAGAAGAAUUUGUCCUGGAUUGCCUUUUGCAUCAAGGUCCAUACAUUUCAUAUUGGCAUCUCUUUUGUAUCACUUUCAUUGGAAGUUAGCUGAUGAAAUGAAGCCACAAGACAUGGACAUGAAUUAUACUUUUGGGUUUACUUUACAUAAGACCCAACCUCUUCAAGUCCUCCCUCAGAGUUUAGUUGUUAGCUAA
Arachis ipaensis is the source of this 1572-nucleotide messenger RNA. Lineage: Eukaryota; Viridiplantae; Streptophyta; Magnoliopsida; Fabales; Fabaceae. The record is from RefSeq and is a predicted model, not a curated record.